GCUGCUGCUGCUGCCUACUAUUGCGCCGUGGGCAGUACGGUCCUCCAGCAGCACAGCCCUCAGCACAGACCCUGCCUCCGUGUGUAGCGUAGUCUGGGAGGGGCGUGCGUCUCCGUCUGUCCUCGCGUCUGUCCGUCCGGGGGAAUGGCGGAUGGGGAGACAGCCGCUUCUAUGGAGUGGGACAGCGGCGGUGUAGCACACUAACAUCAUAUCGCUUCUACCGGUGUCACCUCGGUUCUGUGUGAUCUCCAUCUUUCGCCAUGGACCCAGAGAAGACGCUGACAUUCUGCCACGGGCUCACGGCUGAGGAGAUGACCAUGUCGCUGCAAGGGCUGGUUCAGGGCGUGACGGUUGCGCAGAAAGACCCUGGCAUCAGUACUGUCACCGAGGUGGUGACGCAGCAUGAGGACUCAAACAGCCUGCCGGUCCCAGUCAGCUCCAAGUACUGCCCCGGGUUAAAUAACAAACAGGGGUACCUGUGUGAAACGGGCCACUGCUGUGGAGAGACAGGCUGCUGCACAUACUACUAUGAGCUCUGGUGGUUCUGGCUGCUGUGGACUGUACUAAUCCUGUUCAGUUGUUUCUGUGCUUAUCGUCAUCGCCGAGCAAAAAUGCGCAUCCAGCAGCAGCAGAGACAGAGGGAGAUCAACCUCAUCGCCUACAACGGAGCCUGCAACUACUCUUCCUCAAUGCUCGACCUCAGUUUUCUGGCUUCCUUCAAGUUACCGUCAUACGAGGAGGUGGCAGCACAGCCCAGUACCCCUCCUCCUCCGUACAGCUCUGUUUUUGCCCUGCAGGGAGGAUCCAUGGGCGGCCCCAGUUCCUCCUACCUCCACCACCACUAUCACCGCCACCCUUGCCCGCCCUGCCCUCCCUACUUGGGUCCCGGCCCGAGCGGCUUCACUUCCUCCCAAAGCUCCGAAAACUACACCAGCUGCUCCUGUGAGUCCUGCUCCAUCACCUCCCCCUCCAGCACUUCUUUCUCCGUUCAAGUUACAGACGAGACCUAUGACAGCAGCCGCAUGUCCACGCCAAGCGAAUCAGGAGACAAGUCCAUGUUCACGCCAUCGCCAACUACUCCGGGGCUGGCACACGCACACGCCAUGCCCGAUGUCAUCCCUAGGGUCAAAUCUGAUGUGGUGCCCGCUCAGAGACAGUCAUCCUCCACCAUUGAGUCUAUCUCCCCGUCGGCUCCUCAUCUUUCUCUUCCUCUUCACUCUCUCAAUGCCCCUGGUCCUUCACACCACCAUCGGCACCCCCUAUCUCCUCUCAUUCUCCUGUCCACGCUUCCACCAGGCCAAGUCCAUCCUCUUGCUUUUCCAGACCCACUCGCCUCCCUCAAUGUUAAGAAAGAAAAAUCCCAGUACGAAGCUUCGAGAGCUGCUCCGCGAUCUGUCGUGUCCCCGCUCAAACCCACCAUCGUGUCUCCAACCAACACGGAAAAACCGAAACGCGAAAAAGAAGACGAAGACUUUGAAGACGAUGAAGACGAGGAGGACCAUUUCCGCCAUCGGAGGCUGACCGGGGACUCUGGGAUUGAGGUGUGCCGUUGCCACGUGAAACGAGCUGAGCGAAAGGAAGAGACGGCAACUCAAAACCAAGAGACGAAGCCCGGAGCGCAGUCACCACACAGAGAAGAUUGUGCUGAACGGAGCAGUGGACAGUCCCCAACCUGCAGUGUCAACCUGAAAACCGGCGAUGCCAUUAUUACAGUGGAGUCCUCUUAGGCAAAACAACAGAGAUGUAGACGAAGUACCCAAAGUGAGAUUGCCUAGAUUCAUAGCAUUCUCAUAGAUCAAGACUAGUAAGUGAAGUUGACUCACUGAAGAUAAGUCUUGUGGUCCUUGGUUAGGACAGAGGCUGAAAGGUGCUCUUGAUUAUUCUUGUAGUAAAAGAAAUAACAAGAGAAUCACAUGCCUCAUUCGAGUUGAAGUUGUCAGCUAGUUUUGGUGUUGGUUGACACAUGAAGUCUUGUGUGGUAAUGAUGUCUUGUAGCCCUAAUUCAAGUGUCAUUUGUCACUAGAGCAAAAGAAACAGCUAGAAGUCUUUUUGCAGUGCCCAAACGUUAACUUUUAGUAUCCUUUGUGAUGCAGAAUUGAUUUAUGUAAUAGAAAAUAUUGGUUUUAAUGGUACCAAAAUGUGUCAGAUUAAUUACAUUGUGUUAAGAAUAUGAACUUAAUCCGCUAUACAAAGAUAUGCAUAUAUAUUUGUGAGACAUUCACAUAGCCUUUUCUUGUGAAGGAUUCUAGAUAGUUCUCUACCUCUUGAGGAAUUCAUAGAUGGACAUUCUCAUCAGUGAAAAUCCCUUUCUGGUGGAAAUGCUGUUAACCCACUGACAUGCAGAUUGUAAGGAGCUGUAGGAUUACAAUGUAGAACUUUUAGGCACCUCGUUUGUAAAUGCUUUUGUAGGACGAAGAUCCAUUGUUUUAAAAAUCUUACUGGUUAAUUGCAAACUGUGAGGGCGUAGGUCUAGGGUUUGUUUUGAGGCGAUUUCCCUUUUCUUUUGACUAGAGAAAGCAGAGAACUAUUCUGGCUAGUUGUGUAUUUUGAGCUGUGUGCUUUAGGCUGUACCAUGUCUCUCCUUUAAAAUGGUACAAACAUACUUUAGUCAGUGUGUUGGUGGCAAAGCUUUACCACGAUAUUGUGACUGUAUAUUGUUACUUCAGACUGUUACUUAGAUACUUUUGACUGACUGUUUGACUUCACUGUUUUCACAGGCCCUCCAGGGCGUAUUGCAGUUUUUGGCAAGCAAAGGCCUUUUUGAAGUGUCUUUUUUAAAGUGGAGGGUCCAUUAGUCUAACUGUAUUAUUGAAUGUAGACAAUUACACAACAUGACAGCUCAUUCAUGGUAAAUAUUUAGUAAAAAAAAAAAAUCUUUCAUAGAGAAAUGUCUCCAGAGCUAUAAUGAAGCAGCAGCUGUGGACUUGGACUAAAGUGGUCAUUAAUGAACUUGAGCAUGUGCGACUGAAAUCUGUGUCCACAUAAGAAAUUAUUUCAUUUUAUUAUGGUUGACUCUGUAGUAAACUUGUACAUUAAUGACCACAGAAAAUCUGUCUUUAGGACUCAAUUAAUGGACAGCAGUUACAAUUAGUUCAGAGGGAAAUGUAUUUAUUAUAUUUAUUGGAUUGCAGCUAUUUGAAAUAUGUAUCAGUUAAUUGCCAGCGAGACAUUAACUAUAAAUGCAUGUCUGCUGUGACUUUAACUGCUGUUUAUCUGAAGACAAAUCAUGUUUGAAUCAUGUUUGAAGAGGCUGUGGGGCACAGAAAUGUGUUUAGACCAGGGCUUUGUGGACCACACUAUACUUUUUCAGUGACUAUACAAAAGUAGAGCCCAUUUAGCCUGUGUGGUCAUUACUUUGGUAUAUGGUGCCUAUAAAGUGGAGUUUCUGUUAGUUACACCAUUAGCUGCUGCUAUGUAAGCAUGUUGUCUGUAUAUAACUGUAUAAUAUCAACCAUCUUCAUAGCAGCUUCAGCAGUCUCCAAAAAUAUAGUACAGGUGAGACUUGCAAAAAAUGUAUUUAGCAAUAGUAUUCACACCUUUUUCCUUAUUCUAGUGAAUGCUGGUUGAUAGGAAACAACUGUUGUGAAGAGUAAUUUACCUCUUUUAAACAUUUUACUGUGUGUGAUAGGCAUAAGCACUUGAUAUUGAAUAAAGCUAUAAACAUUUUAUAAAUUGUUGCAAAAUAUUGAUGAUUGAAAAAGAUGCUCUUUUAAUAGAAAACUUGUUUGACUUUAUUUUUUAUGUAGCUAAAGUUUAUGCCUCACAUGCUCUGGACUCAGCUCAACAGUGUCUUUACUUAAGUGUCAUACUCUGUGGUUACAAAACAAUGUUCAUGUUUUGUAUUUCAUGUUAUUCAUCAAGUCUAAAACUUAAAUCUUAAUUAUCCAACAUUUACAAUUUUAUAUUAUUAAGUAAUUAUACUGGUGAAAUGAGAAUCUGGCUACAACAUAAACUAAAGAUUGUUAUGUUCUGGUGCAUGAGAGACAAAAACUGGGCUAAUUAUCAAAGAACGAGUAAGCUCAAUGUAAAUAGAAUAUUAUAGUUUGCCUUAUUAGCAGCUAUCAAGUACGGUAUAAGCUCAAGGCCUGAUACAAGACUGUUACCUCGUGAGUUUUGACUUUCACUGACUUUUUUGGCUUCUUUUAGUUGGAUUGUAUUUUCUCAGUAUUUGUUGCGAUGUUUAUUGAUGGUGAGCCCGCAUUGGUCUGAAUCCAAUCAAAAUCACAUCAGGAAAUCCAAUGACUGUUUCUCAGCUUUCUCCAGCAGCUCCGAGAUUCAUUAUUAGCAGUAUCUGUAUACUUCUCUGUGGAAUAGUUGAUUCUUAUUACUACAGAUUGUAGUGUUCUUUAAGGGUAAAGUUUGUGCAUUUCUACCAACUGCUCUUUGAAGUGUUGUGCGCAUGUGUGAGCGUUACUGUGUUGUGCUAUUCGACCAUUGUUAAUUAUACUGAAGCCAAAGUUGACUGUUAGAUUUUGUUAAAUUGUAAGUUUGGGUAUUAGACAUUUUUAGAAUGUAAUCAUGUAAAAUUACAUCAUUUUGUACAUUGGUGUUUAGAGAAAAUAGGCCUAUAACCUGAUAUCAUGUCUUGAUCUGUGCUUUUUGUUCAUCCCUUAUCGUCAGUUCCUAUAGGCCCUAUAUUUUUACGUUUUAUCCAUUUGAGGUUUGCAUUGCUUUGUUGUAAAUUACUAAAAAAAAUGGCAGUGUACAUCUGUGCCAUCUGAUUCUACAAAACUGUGGAUUUGUGUUAAAAU
This is a messenger RNA of Boleophthalmus pectinirostris (great blue-spotted mudskipper), 4751 nucleotides long. RefSeq names its product atrophin-1-like. The transcript is spliced from 6 exons. The record is from RefSeq and is a predicted model, not a curated record. Bases 261 to 1727 code for a protein of 488 amino acids. Lineage: Eukaryota; Metazoa; Chordata; Actinopteri; Gobiiformes; Gobiidae.